GGGUUGUGUGUAGCGACUCAAUAAUUCUUAAUACGGUAGUGUUACAGAAAUGGAACUCGAAAUGAUCAAAAGUAAAGUGGCUCUUCACGAGAAAAUUCGCGAUUUAGAGGAGAAAAACUCGUUACUUGUGGCCCAGAUUACGGAAUAUGAAAAAUUGAAAACAUCCUGCUCCGACAACUUGGAAUUGAUCAGAACCAGUUUGGACAAUCUACAGGACCUUCUGGCAAAAUGUAGAGCUGAGUUAUUGCUUCAUCUAAAUCAGCCCAACCAACAGUCGAUAUCCUGCAGUCCCCGAACGGAAGAGAACAGUUCUCCAGCAAAUAGCUUCGCUGUGAACACAUCGCUCAAAUCUGAAAUUGAACUGCUCAAGGCCCAGCUGGAAAUCUACAAGAACGACUUUGCCGAAGAAAGAGUGGCACGGCAAGCUCUGCUGGUGGAAAAGAAUAGGCUAGCGGGAGAAUUGGGCCAACUGCAGCAACAAAAUCGAAACCUGAUCGUCGAAGCUAUGGCCGGCCAAGCGGAACAUCAGGAGCUUAACAGUUACAACCAAAGGUGCAGCCCAACGUCAACCUCUAGAAGUGAUGGAGCGGUUAACGAGCCAAGAAAUAGGCAUGACGGACAAUUGGAACGGGUGGCGUCACACUGCUCGCUUUGCAACCAAGUGUUUGGAGACAUUCAUUCGCUCGAGACACAUAUCGACGAGUGUCCGGCUUAUUAGCUACAUGUUAGUUUCCGUGCAGUUUGUAAGAUAGUUAAGGUAAUAAUAAGAGCAAUACAUAUGAAACGUACGUCUUUUCUUGCUUCCGCAUUGACUUAUACCACAGCUAGUACAGCCGUUAGUUUCAUAGUUUUUCUGGUUCGUCUAACGGAAUGCAAAUACCUACAUUCGUAACAUCUGAGGAAUGCUAUGUUGCAGUAUUAUUUAAAAUGAUUUUGUCAAGUAUCGAAUGUUCAACAUUGAUUUGAUUUUUUCCAACGUACCCAUAAUAAAGUAA
Topomyia yanbarensis is the source of this 995-nucleotide messenger RNA. Its product is annotated as optineurin-like. Gene Ontology annotation, molecular function: K63-linked polyubiquitin modification-dependent protein binding. The coding region runs from base 50 to 718 and encodes 222 amino acids. NCBI's taxonomy places the organism in Eukaryota, Metazoa, Arthropoda, Insecta, Diptera, Culicidae. Gene Ontology annotation, biological process: regulation of canonical NF-kappaB signal transduction. The transcript has 3 exons. Gene Ontology annotation, cellular component: cytoplasm; nucleus. The record is from RefSeq and is a predicted model, not a curated record.